This is a messenger RNA of Lathyrus sativus (Indian pea), 807 nucleotides long. The record is from the annotation of a GenBank genome assembly. NCBI's taxonomy places the organism in Eukaryota, Viridiplantae, Streptophyta, Magnoliopsida, Fabales, Fabaceae.
AUGGCUGAUAAUAAUGUAUUUUCACCAUCUCCCUCCUUUAGCAGGUGUAUCAGUCAGCCUCAAGAAUCCUCUGAGGAUCUGAGCACUCCACCCUCCAAGAGAUCCAAGGGUAGACCUAAGGGUUCCAAAAACAAACCCAAACCACCAUCAAUAAUCAAGGUGGAACCUGAAACAUAUAUGGAACCUAUUUUGAUUGAAAUCCCUGCUGGAGAAGAUGUCGUGGAAUCGAUAAUCAAGACGGCUUGGCGUCAUGAAGCUGAUAUCUCAGUCCUGAGAGGCUUUGGUCUUGUCUCUGGGAUUACCCUUCUCGACUCGGCCUCCCAGAACUCUCCGUUCACUAUCCGGGGAGAAUGUCAGAUGAUAUCUCUCUCAGGAACCUAUGUUUACCCUAAUUCUGAUCGUGUUCCGUCCGAGUUCAUCGUGGCACCUGAUUGUUCGUCUUUUUCCAUUCACUUGUCUGGUAAUCACGGUCAAGUGUUCGGCGGCGUUGUUGGAGGUAAGGUUAUCGCUUCCAGUGUUGUUAUGGUUACUGCCACUCUCUUGAGGAAGCCGAAGUUCUACAGGGUGGCCUCGUUCGAUGGAAGCGUCCGCGAAGUUGAGAAGACCGAUCGCGGUGGUGCUAUCGUCCGCGCCGAUGCUGUUGCACUUGCACCUGAACAUAGCAGCCACAACAACACUGCCAAUGUGUUCCAUUAUGGGGUUGGAAGUUCCAGUUCAGCUCAGCUAAACCGCCAAGUCCUCAAUGCUCCUCAUGCUUAUGUGAAUGCCAUGCAGUGGAGCAACUCUCGUAUUAAUAAUAAUCACUAG